Cuscuta campestris is the source of this 2651-nucleotide messenger RNA. Lineage: Eukaryota; Viridiplantae; Streptophyta; Magnoliopsida; Solanales; Convolvulaceae. The record is from the annotation of a GenBank genome assembly.
ACGCUAUUCACCCCCCCUCUAGCGUUGGGCCUUUAUUCUAACAAUUGGUAUCAGAGCCAUACUCUAUGAAAGACUCAACCGUUUGAGAGAAACGAUCAAUGGCUUCUACUCAAAGUUCAUACGCAGGUUUAGGUGUAGGGCAAGCCACCACGAGGCCUCCGUUGUUUGACGGAACAAACUACACCUAUUGGAAGGAGCGAAUGAGGAUUUACAUCCAAUCCACCAACUUUCUCCUUUGGAGAAUUAUCAAAAAUGGUGAAGACGUGCCAAUGAAGAAGGUCGGGGAAACCAACGUCCCUAAGACCGAGAAUGAAUAUGAUGCACAAGACAUCAAGAAAGUGGAAAACAAUGCCAAGGCCAUCAACAUCAUCUAUUGUGCUGUUAACCCGGAUGACUACCGGAAGAUUUCUUGUUGCACCACCGCGAAGGAAAUGUGGGACAAACUAGAAAUCACCUACGAAGGUACGGAUCAAGUCCGAGAAGCUAAAAUUGAUUUUCUAACCCAUGAAUAUGAAUUGUUUCGUAUGAAGGAAAACGAGAAAAUUGAUGAGAUGUUUGAACGAUUCUCCAAAAUCGUCAAUGAUCUUCAUGCUCUCAAGAAGACGUAUACGGACAAGGAGCUUGUGAGAAAAAUCCUGCGAAGUCUCACACCGGAGUGGCGCUCCAAAGCCGAUGCCAUCCAAGAGUCCAUCGGCAUCACCAACGUCACCAUUGACGGGCUUAGAGGUAACCUCAAAACCUAUGAGUCCACCAUUCUAUUCCCUUCUUUAGGUGAACAAAAGAAGGGGAUUGCACUCAAGGCUACCUCAAGUCAAGAACCCGCCAUGGAGGAAUCAAGCGAUGAGGACAACGAGUUCGGGCUCGUCAUCAAAAAGUUCCACAAGUUCAUGCGAAAAGAUAAGGCUUAUAGAGUCUUCAAAAAACGCACCUUAACCGUUGAGGAAUCUCCUCAUGUUGUCUUUGCCGAAAAUGAUGCUCGCUUGGCGAGAAAGGUUUCUUGUGAUGAUCUUGUAGAUUCGUUGGAGAACAUCUAUCUCAACGACAAUGACGAAGGAGACAACUCAAAGGAAAGCCAAGAUGAAGAAGUAGAGCCACCCGUAAACGAGGAACAACCACAAGAGGAGGAAACGCCAAUGCUAAGGGCAUGGAGGACUUCAAAGAACCAUCCUCUUGACAAGGUAAUCAGUGACAUCAACCGAAAGAAGUUUAAGGCACCUUCGGCGCAAACUCCAAAAAUCGAUUUACCAAAACAUGGCAAUCGACUUUUGAAGACUGCAGGAGGUCAACGAAAGAGAUCCCGCACCGGCAAGAACGUGGCUUCUUCCUUGGCUCCUCCACCAUCGACGCACAAGUACCUCGACGGGUCGUUCCUUUGGUUCAACGACCGCGCAGAGGCUACGAGGUUCUCGGAGAAGUUUGAGCACCGGGAAAUUCUCCCUCCCCCGUUCUCCACUGCACGCUUCAUUCACGAUUCCAUUCCACGGGAGGCACGGGUCAUCCUCCAAGAAGGAAACUUCCUCGACCUACUCUACAUCAAGAAGAACGACUAUCAACCUUUUCUUGUUCGAGCCUUCUACUCGAACUUGAAAAAGGAUGAGGACGGAUCGUUGAUUUCAAAUUUCAACGGUGUGGAGAUUUAUUUGAAUGAGGAGAACAUUCAUAUCCUCACCGGGCUUCGUCGGGACGGACAGGAUCUCAGCCUCUAUGUCGGAGAAGAAGGAGCGCGGUUGAACGAGACCGCACUCUUGGUGGAAGUUGGUAUCCGAAACUUCAUCCCCACUCCCCAGCAGCGGCGCCCUACGAUUGCUUCCAUGAGUCCCGUGUUUCGAUUCAAUUUUUAUGUUUUGACACGGAUUCUCAAACCUAGGAAGUUCAAUCACACCACUCUCUCCCAAGAGGACACGAAGACGCUCCAUGCGAUAAUUCACAACGCCAACAUCAAUUGGUGUAAAUUUGUGAUGACUCACAUGUUUAGCGCCACCUCCGACGAUCGGCCGCUCCCCUACGCCCUCCUCGUCAUGGCGAUUCUUGAAGAGUAUAACAUCAAAACCGAUGUUGGGCCAAAGAUAAAGGGGACAAAGCAUUGGGAGAUUGAUGAAUCCUCUUUCCACUCGGGCACCGACGAGACUCCGUUUCGACAGCCUCGUCCUCGCCGCCAAACAAGGGCCACCGCUUCGACCAACCCUUCUCUUGCCGAGAAAAUGGCAGCCUUGACCGCCACUCUCUCUCGGAUUGACACCAACGUCUCCCAAACGGCCCAAAAUGUAAAUAUUUUGAGCCGAGAGCUUCACGGGUACUUUGACUUUGUCAAUUACCCUUACGCUCAAAUGGUCCCCUACGCUCCUCCACCGAAUGUCGAGGGUGCACCAAGCGGGACUAAUAACGUUGGGGGAGAUGAAGAGGUGGACGAUGAGGAAGAGGAAGAAGAUGAGGAAGAAGAAGACGAAGAUGAUGAUGAUGAUGAUGGCAGUGGUGAUGAAGACGAAGACGAAGACAUUGACGAAGAACAGCUUCUCAAUGAUCUUUCACCGGACUUCUAGAGCUCUAGCUCUAUUCCCUUCUCUUCUUUAUUCUUUUUAUGCUUUUUAAAUUUGCUUCCGUUAUGUACCCUGAUAUUUCCCUUAAAUGAUAAAUAAAAAUCUUUAUGGUUU